Molecule: messenger RNA, 606 nt
Organism: Aspergillus chevalieri
Lineage: Eukaryota; Fungi; Ascomycota; Eurotiomycetes; Eurotiales; Aspergillaceae
Gene: RPS7
Product: 40S ribosomal protein eS7
Exons: 3
Coding region: 1-606 (201 amino acids)
Biological process (GO): translation; rRNA processing; ribosomal small subunit biogenesis
Cellular component (GO): 90S preribosome; small-subunit processome; ribosome
Molecular function (GO): structural constituent of ribosome
Source: RefSeq, a predicted model, not a curated record
AUGGCUGCUAUCAACAAGAUCGCCCACAACUCGCCAUCGAGGCAGAACCCCUCCGAGCUGGAGACUGCGAUCGCCGGCGCUCUCUUCGACUUGGAGAGCAACACACAGGACCUGAAGGCUACCCUUCGGCCUUUGCAGUUUGUCUCUGCCCGUGAGGUCGAGGUCGGCCACGGCAAGAAGGCGAUCCUCAUCUUCGUCCCUGUCCCUCUCCUCCAGGGCUUCCACAAGAUCCAGCAGCGCCUGACCCGUGAGCUCGAGAAGAAGUUCUCCGACCGCCACGUCCUCUUCAUCGCUCAGCGCCGUAUCCUCUCCCGCCCCAAGCGCUCCGUCAACUCGCGCACCAACCAGACCCAGAAGCGUCCCCGUUCCCGCACUCUGACCGCUGUCCACGACUCCAUCCUCACCGACCUCGUCUACCCUGUCGAGAUCGUCGGCAAGCGCAUCCGCACCAAGGAGGACGGCAGCAAGACCAUCAAGGUUGUUCUCGACGAGAAGGAGCGCGGUGGUGUUGACCACAGACUCGAUGCCUACGGCGAGGUCUACCGCAGACUGACCGGCCGUGCUGUUGUCUUCGAGUUCCCCCAGAGCGGUUCCGCUGACUACUAG